This is a messenger RNA of Seminavis robusta, 492 nucleotides long. Lineage: Eukaryota; Bacillariophyta; Bacillariophyceae; Naviculales; Naviculaceae. The record is from the annotation of a GenBank genome assembly.
AUGCUUGCGUUAAACUCCUUUCAAGCAGAAACUGGCACAGAGCUUCCCCUUGCCUUGGGCUUGUUGCUUGGGUUGAAGGGUAUCAGAGAGGCGUUUCAUUGUUCCCACCCAAACAACCCCAACCUCCUGAUCCCAGAGGCGAAGAACCUGAUCACUGAGCCACAAGGAAUAAAGACCGGUCUGGUCUGGCAGCAGGGGACAGGCUACGGAGGCAGGAAACCACUUCGGUUCACUGAUAUUGGGGCAGCUCCUGCCCCAGAGCUGCGUUUUGGUGUUGGCAGCCGCGUACUCGUGCGAGACGGAGACAACUGGGUUGCGGGAGAAGUCACUGCAGCUUGGGUUUUUGACGAAGAAGAUGAUCAAUUUUAUCGCUAUGCUGUACAGUUGGGCGGUGACCGUGGAGUCCUUGUCUCGGGCGACUCGGAUGGAAUCAUCAAACAACAAAAACAACAAGAGGCCGAACAUCUUGCCAAUCCGCUCGAUGGAAACUAA